Molecule: messenger RNA, 783 nt
Organism: Vigna umbellata (rice bean)
Lineage: Eukaryota; Viridiplantae; Streptophyta; Magnoliopsida; Fabales; Fabaceae
Product: Cyclophilin-like peptidyl-prolyl cis-trans isomerase family protein
Biological process (GO): protein folding; protein peptidyl-prolyl isomerization
Cellular component (GO): catalytic step 2 spliceosome
Molecular function (GO): peptidyl-prolyl cis-trans isomerase activity
Source: RefSeq, a predicted model, not a curated record
UUCUCUUGCAGAAUUGAUUACCUUCAUAAACCUUGCUCUGAAACCCAGAAGAUAACACAACGCAAAGAAUCCCUUUCCACAAGAAUCUACCAGUUAUUGAAAAUCGAUGGUUUUUAUUGAGAACUCCCUUCGAAUCAAAUCAGUUGGAAUACAAUGUCGGUGACUGUGCACACAAACCUAGGUGACAUCAAGUGCGAAAUCUUCUGCGACGAGAUUCCCAAAACCUCCGAGAACUUUUUGGCGCUGUGUGGAAGUGGUUACUAUGAUGGGACUAUAUUUCACCGCAACAUUAAGGGUUUUAUGAUUCAAGGUGGAGAUCCCACUGGAACUGGCAAAGGGGGAACCAGUAUAUGGGGCAAGAAAUUUAAUGAUGAGAUACGAGAAUCACUGAAGCAUAAUGCAAGGGGAAUAUUGGCAAUGGCUAACAGUGGUCCAAAUACUAACGGAAGUCAGUUCUUCAUAACUUACGCAAAGCAGCCACAUUUAAAUGGGCUAUACACUGUGUUUGGAAGAGUAAUUCAUGGAUUUGAAGUUCUUGAUCUCAUGGAAAAGACUGAAACUGGAGCAGGAGAUCGACCACUUGCAGAGAUAAGGCUCAAUCGUGUAACAAUACAUGCUAAUCCUCUUGCUGGUUAAUUUUAGUCUCAACAGUUUUUCCUUUUGUAAAAUCUAAAUUUAGGAGAGGGGAAUUAUUCUUAAGACUGAUUUGAGUGUCUGUUCAUGCUUACCCACUUCCAAUUCAAAGAAGCAUUUUGAGAAAGUAGUAAAAAUGUAUAUUGAAUU